CACAGGGGACCUGAUCAAGGUCACCCAGAUUUGCCUCAAGAAUGUGGUCUGCGAGAACCCAGGGACCCGGCAGACCAUGGAGCUCACCCCCAACUUCCAGGGCUCCUUCACCCCCCUGGCUGGCCCCCAGAGCUAUGGAACCCUGGAGGAGCUGGUUUCUGCUGCCACCCAGAACUCCUCACAGCUGCCCAUUGACUUCAUGUCAACCCACAGCAUCACCACGGAGGCCAGGGUGGUGCCGGGGGACCAGCCUCUCACACUCGAGGCCACGGAAACGCACUCCGGGAUCUGUUACGCCCGCUGUGUGCUGAACACGCAGAAGCAGGGGGUCGUGGUGUACCUGCCCCUGUCCCAGAGGGGGCCGUUCUGGAGAUGGGAACCUGGUGCCCCACGGACUCUGCUCGAGGCCCUGCAGGACCCGGCCCUGAGUGACCGCCUUUUCACCUGCCCAACCCUCCCCUGGCGCUCCCUGAUCCUGAGGCCCCAGUAUGAGAUCCACGCCAUCAUGCACAUGCGCAGAACCAUGGUAAAGAUCCCGUCCACCCUGGAGGUUGAUGUAGAGGAUGUCACCGCUUCCUCUCAACACAUCCACUUCAUUAAGCCUCUGAUGCUGAGUGAGAUUCUAGCCCAGGGAGGCCCCUUCCCCCUGUCUACGGAGAUCCUGGAAGUCCCCGACGGCCCCCCCAUCUUCCUCAGCCCAUGGGUGAGCUCCUUACACAAAGGCCAGAGAAUGUGCAUCCAUGGGCCGGCCUUACCACCCUGGCGGAUCUUGGCUUCAACCAAGGGCAGGAAGGUGCCCAGACACUUCAUGCUCUCAGGGGCCUACCAGGGCAGGAUGCGGCGGCGGCCGCGGGAUUUCCCCACGGCCUAUGACCUGCUGGGUGCUCUCCAGCCAGGCAGAAAGCUCCGGGUGGUGGCCACCAAGGACUGUGAAGAGAUGGACACUGAGUUCACAUCCCUGGCCAUGGGUGACAGACUGGAGGUGCUGGGAUCUGGCCAGGCCUGCGGGGCACACGGCACAGACAUAGAUGUCUUGGUGUGUCAGCGGCUUGAUGACCAGGAUGAGGAGGCAGAUUAUGAAGAGAUGGAGGAGGACCAAGAGCGGAUUCUGGUGCCCCUCUACUACCCUGGCGGCUUCGUGGAGGAGAUGAAUGAUGGCCGGCGCUACAGCCUGGUGGACCUGACUGCCCACUUCUCAUUGCCUUGUGAGGUCAAGGUGGUGACCAAGGACGUCAACCAGCCCGCUGACCCUCUCCCGUCAUUCCUGGGCCUGCGGCUGGAGGAGAAGAUCACAGAACCUUUCUUAGUGGUCAGCCUGGACACUGAGCCCGGGAUGUGUUUCGAGAUCCCGCCGCGGUGGCUGGACCUGACCGUGGUGGCGACUGGGGAGCCGCAGGGCCAGCUGGGGGGGUCUGUCCCCAGAGCCACAGUGCAUGAGCUGACCGAUGCCUUCUACUAUCGCCUUCGGAAGUUACCUGUCCUCAAGAACCAGGAGCCCCCACCUAGGCCCCCGAAGAAUAAGGGCCCCACGGAGCAGAAGAAACAGACUCAUCAGGAGAGCGGCGCCAAGGUGCCUUCUUCUCAAGUCGUGGAACCACAACCCCCUCAGCUACCCACACCCAAGGUGAAGACCUUGCCAGAGCUCGCCAAGGACAGAUCAAAAGUGUACAGCAAGAUCCCUAGCCACAGGAACCUCAAGCAAGCAAAGGCCCACGCCAAGGGCGCAGAUGCGGGUGACCACAACUAUGAAGAAGUGUCUGAGUACUUUCAGAAGACCCUGUAGGUGCUGGAGGAGCCACGCCUCUUACCUGCUGCUUCUCAGGGAAUCCCAGCCACCAGCCAUCCGCUGCCGGCCUUCAGCAAUCUUGCACGAGGUCUCAGAGACUAGACUGUGGACAGCAAGUGGUACUGUGGGUGGGCACUGCACUGGCCUCCCGUAGGUGUGAGGUUCUUGCCCCUGAGAGCUGCUUCUUUGGAGCCAGCACCUGAUAGCUCAGAGCUCUGGUGUCCAGAGGAGACACUGGGUCCUACCCAAUCCUGAGUCCAGGGUUCCCCUGGCCGGAACACAAAGGAACAAAGAGACCACCCACGAGUGCCUCGUGCCUCCUAGCGAUGGGACUAUCCUGACCCCACCACCCCAAGAGCCCUUGUAGUCAGCCAGCCCCUCCCCGCCAGGCGCUGGGCCUCUGGGUCCGGAACUGUCUUCCUCGUCUCCGCAGCACUCAGUACCUGACAGCUGUAGUGACUGUCCAGGAGGACGUCACCGUAAAACCACAGAAUAAAAGUGACAUCUGCGCCUCUGGGAAAUGAAGAGCGGUCACUAGGCUCUGUGUGCAGAUGCUCUACUCUGAGGCGGACCCGGGUCUUAUUUUAAGUUAGGAAACAUGCUUGAGCUUCCGAGUGCUUUAGGCGCAGACCAGGCAUGAGCCUGGGAUCCCAGUUAUAAGCAAGUUUACUUAACCUCUCAAAGCUUCAGUUUCUUCCCAGAUAAAAUGAAACCAAGCUACCUCACGGGCUUGUUUUAAGGGUCAAAUGAGAUAAGCUUGGUAAAGCAGUUAGCACAGUACCUGGCACACAGUAUCAAUAAACGUGUCAGUGUUGUUCUUGUUGGCCGGGGUCACGCAGCUGUGCCUGUCUCCACACCGAUCCUCUUCCCACACGCCUGCACCCUCUGCCAUGCCAGGGCUUCAGUGUAUGAGACUGUGGACAGCCCAGUGACAGGCUGGAGAACCUGACCACUUAGUGGGAUGGAAGUAACACAACAAAACAAGUCUGUGUUUAUACAGAGACUAAAUCAGCUUUGAGGUCAGCCCGUGCCUGCUCAAUGAGGUAACACCACAGGCCUCAUUUCCUGGAAGUGGCGGGACUCUGGUUUCCCGGGUUGUACAGUCAUGGAACUAAUUACUUGGGUUGUCAAAGGUAAGAGAAAAUAAGAUGAUCUGAGUUAGCAGCUGAGGUAGGGCUGGAAGAGACACAUUUCCAGAGCUGGAGUCAAGACACUGCACCUGGGUGUGUCCUUCCUUUGCCUGCCGACACCCCUCCAGAGGCCCUGUCCUUCCCGGGCCUCCUGGCCUCCAUGCCCCUGGACACACUUCUCCAGACUGCUACUGAGCAGCUACCACAGGCUGUCAGGCCAGUGCCCAGCACCCCAUCUUCACAUUUCCACGCCAUUCUCAAAGAUAAUCUAAUCUGUACAGGACAACCCCAAGGCAGAGUACUCUGGGACAAGUAGCAAGCAAGACAGCUUCUCCUAGACACAAAACUGGGAACCAAGCUCACACGCAAAUGUUGCUAUUUUUCACUUUCACAUUUGCACUGAAAUCUUAGUGCCAGAUUGAGCAAGAUCACAAGCAGAGCAGAGAAGGCUACCAGUUGCCUCAGAAGGUCCUUCCUGAGAGGGCAAACACUGCAAUGAGAAGAAAUGAAGCAAUUUCACGGCAGGGAAAGCAGGGCUUAGGGCUUAAAAGGAAACAUUUGAAAACCCCAACCGUGCACGUUUUAUCAGAGCUGGCUGCGAAGGGACCCAAGGCAGACCCCACCUCGGGACACUCUUGCCUUUCUGCCUCUAACCAUGGGGAAAGGGUUCUAGAGGGGCUGGGCUGCCCCCAGAGCCGCGGGAUUCAGUGGGCAUCCACUCCUCAACUACACAAGGAGACCCUCUGGGGAAGUGGUAUUAUCCCUUCAUAUUUAUUUUUAACAUCCUU
This is a messenger RNA of Condylura cristata (star-nosed mole), 3704 nucleotides long. RefSeq names its product thymocyte selection associated family member 2 (gene THEMIS2). Gene Ontology annotation, biological process: T cell receptor signaling pathway. Bases 77 to 1783 code for a protein of 568 amino acids. NCBI's taxonomy places the organism in Eukaryota, Metazoa, Chordata, Mammalia, Eulipotyphla, Talpidae. The transcript has 5 exons. The record is from RefSeq and is a predicted model, not a curated record.